AUGGCGCAAGACGCAGCAUCGCCAUCGCUUAAGCGCUCAUCAUCGUCGCAGUCGCCUCUGCGCGAGCCCUUCUCCAAGCGGGCCAAACGUCCGUAUUUCCAUCACCACAAGCUGCAGCAACGCGUGCAAACGGAGCAGCUGCCCGAGCCCGCCAUCCCAGACGAUGCGACCGUCACCCAUCUUUUGAACCGGUCGAUUGGACAGGUGCUGUCCUUGUCUGGAUAUGAAAUUGCCGAGCCUACAGCGCUGGAUGCCUUUCGGCAGGCUACGGAGGAGUAUGUCCUCCACCUGGCAUCCUUUGUGCGCCAGGCAAUGACUGCCUCACGUCGCAUGCAGCCAAUCCCACAAGAUUUUGAAUUCGCGCUCCAACGAGCCCAUAUCGGUACCGAUGAACUGCUCCUUCAAAUACCAUCAGCCACAAAAACACCUCCAGCACCCCCCAUCCCGACACUCCUGCCCAGCCCACCACCAGAAGCCGAAAACCUAUUUGGCGCCUUCCUCGGCAUGCCCAUCCUGGGCGACGAUCUGAGCGGCGAAGACGAUCGCCGCCGAAACAGCUACAUCCCCGCGCAUUUCCCCCAGUUCCCCAGCAAACACACCUACUGCUUCACACCCGUGUACACGGAUCGUGAGACGGACCCGCAGACGAUCCGCGAGCUCGGCACAGAGGAUGGGCGCCAUGGCGAAGAAGCGCUGCGCAAAUUGGCGCGGGCUGCCUUUAAGGAUACACACGUCUCUGGUGUCGGCAAGGGUGAGAAGCGGCUCUGGGGCCGCAAGACCGAGACCAUGGAGAGUAUGUUUGAGAGAACCAUUCGCGCAGCCACCAAGAAGAGUAAUAAAGCAGCUCCUCCGGCGUCGACGGAGGGUGUGGAAGGAGUUCAGAAUCUGGCCAAAUUUUCAAUGGCCAAUCUCGAACUGGCCCCGAUAGUCAACUGCGAGAGAGGUUUCUGGCGAAAGACUGCGACGGGGUCUUCAAAGACUGAUAAACCGGCUGAUACCAAGGAUGUUGUUGUCAAGGCGGAGCGAUGA
Talaromyces rugulosus is the source of this 1029-nucleotide messenger RNA. RefSeq lists its product as uncharacterized. Gene Ontology annotation, biological process: transcription initiation at RNA polymerase II promoter. The transcript is spliced from 2 exons. Gene Ontology annotation, molecular function: protein heterodimerization activity. NCBI's taxonomy places the organism in Eukaryota, Fungi, Ascomycota, Eurotiomycetes, Eurotiales, Trichocomaceae. The record is from RefSeq and is a predicted model, not a curated record. Gene Ontology annotation, cellular component: transcription factor TFIID complex. The coding region runs from base 1 to 1029 and encodes 342 amino acids.